UCCCAGGGUUUAUCCCCUCAUCUCUGAUCUCCCUUCAUCCCUCCAAUCCUCAUCUGUUCCUCACAGGACGACAAGAGAGAGUGACUUACAAAGGGGAGCAUCACACCGGCUGUGUUGUGUCCCAUAGCAAAAGUGAAUGGAAAGUCUCAUGACAACAUUCAGAGGACCACGGGUGCACGAGUGUGAUUAAAAGUCUUUCGGAACAUCCUGACCGGAAGCUGUCAGUUUUUUUCCAGCCAUCCCAUCCCUGUUUCUGGUGGUGACAGUGCCUAAACGAGCAUCGCUAUGGGUGAAAUGGAGCAACUGCGGAAGGAGGCGGACAACCUCAAAGACCAGAUCACUGCGGCACGCAAGGCGAUGCAGGACACCACCCUGCAGGAGGCCUCGGCCAGCAUCAACGUGGUGGGCCGGGUCCAGAUGAAGACCAGGAAAACACUGAGGGGUCAUCUUGCCAAGAUCUAUGCAAUGCACUGGUCCACUGACUCCAAGCUGUGCGUCAGCGCGUCACAAGAUGGAAAACUGAUUGUGUGGGACAGCAUCACGACCAACAAGGUGAAUGCCAUCCCUCUCAAGUCAUCAUGGGUGAUGACUUGCGCCUACGCACCUUCAGGCAAUCUUGUGGCAUGCGGAGGUCUCGACAACAUGUGCUCCAUCUACAAUCUCAAGGGCAAGGACGGCAACGUAAAGGUCAUGCGGGAGCUGGCUGCACACACAGGUUACCUCUCCUGCUGUCGUUUCCUCAGCGACACAGAGAUCAUCACUAGCUCUGGAGACUGCACCUGUGUGCUAUGGGACAUUGAGACCGGGACCCAAAAGACCAUUUUCUCAGGCCACCAAGGAGACUGCAUGUCUCUGGCCGUGUCCCCGGACUUCAAGUUCUUUAUCUCAGGAGCAUGUGACUACACGGCCAAGCUGUGGGACAUCAGGGAGGGCACCUGCAGACAAACCUUUGGAGGCCACGAGAGCGACAUCAAUUCUAUCGGGUUCUUCCCCAACGGCAACGCAGUCAUCACAGGCUCAGACGACGCCUCCUGUAAGCUGUACGACCUGAGGGCUGACCAGGAGCUCCUCACCUACCAGGACUCCAGCAUCAUGUGCGGUGUCACCUCACUGGCGCCAUCCCUGUCCGGACGCCUCAUUCUGGCCGGUUACGAUGACUUCAACGUCAACAUUUGGGACUCUCUGAAGGCAGAGAGAGUGGGGGUGCUGGCUGGUCACGACAACAGAGUGAGCUGCAUCGGAGUGUCUGCAGACGGCAUGGCGUGCUGCACAGGGUCCUGGGAUAGCUUCCUCAAGAUCUGGAACUGAGGCCAUCACCUGCUUAUGGGUUGAAAUCUGGAUAUCCAGAGGAUGUUUUUUUGGGUGAAGGAGACACAAUGGGCGGUAUUUAAUUGUGCCAAGUGCUAUCUGAAGUAGGGUUGUAAUGUGAAUGGCGAGAUAAUUUUACAAUGUCAAUCAAUAAUUUAGUGGAUUUUAGCACAAUUGCUGCUGCAGUUGAGUGGUCACACACACAAAAAAAAUAAGACAGAGGACACUGCAAAAAGUAACUACACUGGUAUGCUGUGUUUAAUGUCAAGUAAAGCAAAAUGAAGACAGUUUUUGUUCCCCCCACCUCUUUAGAUGCUUACUUCCUUUUCUAUGUAGAUGUUUGAGUUUAUUUUGAAUGUGAUUGAUGGAUUUGGUGAAGAUUAGGGGUUCUUGUUGUGACAACCCCCCUUGCAGCACAGACAGUACAUGUGACAGAUGGGACAAUAAAAAAUGGUUUCACUAAGCACUUACAAUAAGCCAUGACCUAGUUGUCUUAUUAAAAGGAUGCUAACAGCUAUUGUAAAUACUAGCUACCCUUCUCCUCAGUGCCACCUGCCAGACAAGGGGAGUAACAUGUUCAUAUUAGUAUACCACUUUUACAAAACACUGCACCAUGUUUAGAUUGUUUUCUUAAAAAGAACUGUCAAAUAAAAGAUGGGAUUCUACUCGUGGGCUUUUCUUUUAGUUAACAAACACGUUUAUUUAUAUUUACAGAAGGACAAAACAAGGUAAAGAAAGUUGCAUUGCAAUUUGACAGUAAAAGCAAACAGGGAAAAAAAGUCAGUUCCUUAGAAACUACAUAUAAAAAUUUUGAGAUUUAAAAAAAAAAAAAAAAUGGAGGGAUCUUACAAAGCUGUACAAAUAAUGUGGGUAUCAUCGAUUCUCUUUGUCCAGAGACACGGCUAGAACUCUGCGGUCAAUCUGUGCGGGCCGCAGCUUCUCUGGAGUGGACGAAACCUUCAGCUUCAUCUGAAAUAAUAUUAAAAUAUUACUUUUUAACUUCAAAUCAUUGAUGCUACUGAGAUGGAUAAACACUUGGGAACCAAACGGAUACAGGCACUGACUCUAUUUAAAUAUACUGAGAAACUAUAACUAAAAUAUACUAAAAAACAAUUUCUUUCCUUAAGCCAUCAUCUCCCUCAACAAGACCAUGUAACCAAGGCAACCAGUCAUUCUCUACAAUGUAGACCCUUUGUUAUUCUAUUAUUAUUUAUUCUUCUAAUUUCUAUAUUUUGUACUGUCAUACUGUCUUGCACUGAAAAUGGAGCUGCUGCAAUUUCAAUCUAUCAUAUGUAAAAUGACAAUAAAGGGCAUUCUGAUUCUGAUGUAGAUUUAUAUAUUUUGUACAUCAUACCCAAAAAAUAUACACAUUUAUAGCUAAUGGAAGACACAGUAGAGUAUAUGUAAUACAGAUAACCAGUUU
Molecule: messenger RNA, 2731 nt
Organism: Doryrhamphus excisus (bluestripe pipefish)
Lineage: Eukaryota; Metazoa; Chordata; Actinopteri; Syngnathiformes; Syngnathidae
Gene: gnb3a
Product: guanine nucleotide binding protein (G protein), beta polypeptide 3a
Biological process (GO): signal transduction
Molecular function (GO): protein binding
Source: RefSeq, a predicted model, not a curated record